GGUCACUUUAAUCCCAACCUCCAUCUUUCAACAUCAACACGACACUACUCCAACCGUGUUUCUAUCAUCGUCUGAAUUGAUCGCAGCUGGCUUGCGACGUUUUGGAGGGUUUAUGCAUGUUCGAUUUCGUUGAGCAACGACCGUUUUUCGCGGUAUUUCCGCACCACACCCUCGGUAGACUGUCAGCAUUCAUUCCAUAGACCCGCAAAACAACAUAUCGCAAAAAAUGGAUGAAGAAGUAGACCGCCGCGACAGCAGCAGUCCCUUGCUGGAAAGGGAAGAUGGACAUAAUGUCUUCCACGCGCAACAGCCUGCGUCGCCGUAUUGGCCGCCCCGAAAGCGCACCGUGAUCGCGACGAUUAUGGCCUUUUUCCCUUUGGUCUUUCUCCUUCUUGGAUUGUCUGGCUGGAGCUUCGGCAACUCAAAUGUUCCUUGGUCGAAACUUCCGAAACGGCCACUCAUUGUUACUUUGCCCGGUUACGGCAGCUUCAAAGGCACGCAGAUUCUUGCAACGUACGGAUCGAAGACUGCGCUUCGCGCGCCAGUCGAUGCCUGGCUCGGCAUUAAUUAUGCGAAACCUCCCGUGGAAGAUUUGCGCUUUGCGCAACCAAAAUGGCCCGAUGCUUUCAAUGGAACGCAAGAUGCCGUAAAGUUCGGCCCGAUCUGUAUCCAAAACGCAGGGUGGAAUGUCCAAUCUGAGGACUGCCUCAACUUCAACGUUUUCCGCACGGCCGGUAUCCCAUUUUCGAGGAAAUUGCCCGUUUUUGCCUACGUCCAUGGAGGAGCUUUUGUUAUGGGCAAUGGUAGAGGUUUUGAUGGGGCAGCUUUUGUUGCGCAAAGCCAAAGGCCUAUUAUGGUCGUCACCUUCCAGUAUCGCUUGGGCGCUUUGGGAAGCCUACCAUCGAAGCUUUUCGAAGAGGAGAAUCUAUUGAAUUUAGGACUUCUAGAUCAAAGACUGAUGUUAGAUUUUAUUCAAGAAUACAUUGGGCAAUUCGGCGGCAAUCCUGACGAGGUAACGCUCGGGGGCCAAAGUGCUGGUGCGCACUCUGUCGGAAUACACCUUUUCCACAACUAUCGUGGCGAUAAGGGAAACCCGCUCUUUGCCAGAGCUAUCUUGUCAUCUGGCUCGCCGAUAGCACGCACUUUCCCAGAAGCGACCUACCCUAUAUAUGAACGACAGUUUACACAGUUCAUGGAAUACUUGAGCUGUCCACUUACGCCAAACGACAAGGCGCUGGAGUGCCUGCGUGCCGCACCUACAAGCGAUAUUCAGCAUAUUUCGCAAACAAUCUACAAGGCUUCGGAAUACAACAUCACCUGGCCGUGGCAACCAGUCUCACCAGGUCCCCUUCUCGAGAAACGCGGAUCAGACUCUGGCAGAGACGGUAGCUUUUUCAAAGUCCCCAUUAUUAUCUCCUCCACCACAGACGAAGGAAAGUUAUUCGCCCCCAAGGACCUCACAACCACAGAACAAUUCACAGCCUUCAUGGGAAACGUGAACCCAGGCCUCACCAAAGACGACCUCGCCGACCUCAUCGAUCUCUACCCAGACCCAGAAAACGAAACAAGCCCCUACCACAACUCGCCCAUCUCCACGCAAUUCAACCGCAUAUCCGCCGCAUACGGAGACUACUCCUACAUCUGCCCGGUCCAAGACACCGCAGACGUGAUGGCCAAAUCGAAGCUCAAAGACCGCUCCCCGCCCGUCUACAAAGCGCGCUUCAACACGCCGAACUGGGCGCCAGACUGGCAAGGGGUCCCGCACGCCAGCGACGGCGCCUACUUCAACGGCGUGCCGAACGUACAGUAUCCUGACAUCUCGACGCUGUAUGCGAGCUACUUCGCGAGUUUUGUCGUCAGCGGCGACCCGAAUAAGUAUUCUAUCGACAGCGCGCCGAUCUGGGACCGCUAUGAGGGGACCGGAGGUUCGGAGUUGGUGGUGGGGAGUCUAGAGGGGUUGGGCACGGCGAUAGAAAUAGAAGGGGAUGUCGAUACUGCCGGCAAGCAGGGCAUCAGGAUGGAUGCUUGUGCCUGGUGGCGGGACCCAGAUCGGAUGGACAGAUUACGCAAAUGAAGUGGAUUUUCGUGACGUGAAGUGAAUAGAUACCUCGGGCGUAUUUACCGUUGUUAUUGAUUUUUUUUUAUCCACUUUUCUUCUUAGUUGGUGUUUUUUUCGGUUAUUUUAUAAUGACUAUAUAGAAUCUGGCACGUACAUAGAAAACGGUUCGUGGUCUCUUUCUCAAUUAUUCUUUCCUGUGCGGAUUUACAAUCAAAGAAAUUUUGGCUGAAGCACACAACAGUUGAAAAAACGGUCGGUUAGCUCAGUUGGUUUAGAGCGUGGUGCUAAUAGCAUUCAUCCUAUGAUACGCCAAGGUCGCGGGUUCGACCCCCGUACUGACCAUUCUUUUUUUGCUAGUUUGUUGUACAUGUCAGAGGCAAUUGUAUCCGGCGAUAUAUCUAUGUUACUGGUUCGUUCGAAGCUGGCA
Messenger RNA from Aaosphaeria arxii CBS 175.79, 2486 nucleotides. Its product is annotated as alpha/beta-hydrolase. The record is from RefSeq and is a predicted model, not a curated record. The transcript has a single exon. The coding region runs from base 227 to 2074 and encodes 615 amino acids. NCBI's taxonomy places the organism in Eukaryota, Fungi, Ascomycota, Dothideomycetes, Pleosporales.